Molecule: messenger RNA, 4844 nt
Organism: Triplophysa rosa
Lineage: Eukaryota; Metazoa; Chordata; Actinopteri; Cypriniformes; Nemacheilidae
Product: RNA-binding protein MEX3B-like
Exons: 3
Coding region: 335-2143 (602 amino acids)
Molecular function (GO): RNA binding
Source: RefSeq, a predicted model, not a curated record
GCACGCAGACAGACAAAGACAGCGAACCGGAGGAGCAGGAGAGAGCGCGUUUCCCCCUCCAGUACAACACGCGUAAAAACGCCUCGAGAACAUGAGCGCACCGCUCGAGCGAGAGACGCCGUGAUUUUAGCGCAAGCUGGCGUUUGAUUUUUUUUACCGCGAUUGCUUUUAUAAAACCAACGCUUUUCUCCAACGCCCCCCUAAUAACAACUAGCAGCUCCGCUAGCGGUUAGCCAUCAUCCUAACCACAGCCUUCCAGCAAACCCGAGAAAAAGAGCGCCUGGAGGAAUUACGCGCGCUUGCUUUGUUGGCUGAUGCACACACGGGCACUACUAUGCCUAGCCCCCUGUUCCACACUGACAUCAUGGAUCACGAUAUGGUAGUGAGCACCACCGGGCAGUCCAACGGGGUCAGUCUGCCCCCCUCCCGGGACACGGAUAAGGAGUCCCGGGACGAAGGCCAUCAGGAGGCGCUGCGCUUCGCUUUGGAUCAGCUGUCACGCAUGGCGCUCGAGAAGGUCGAUUGUCUGGACGGGACGACGGGCAGCGAGAACUGUAACGGAGGCGGCGGUUACGUCGACUUGCAGAUGCUCGAGCACACGAACGGCUCGCGAGAAUCGCCCGGCUCGUGCUCGCCAUCCCCGGAGUACUACGGCUCGGGAGGCAGCGGCGGGUACCACAUGGCCGGCUCGCAUUCCAUCCUCGCGGAUCAAAGCUCGGUGCUUCGGAAGAGGAGCGUCAACAUGACCGAGUGUGUACCCGUGCCCACGUCGGAGCAUGUGGCGGAAAUUGUCGGGAGACAGGGUUGUAAGAUCAAAGCUUUACGAGCAAAAACAAACACUUACAUCAAGACCCCUGUGAGAGGAGAAGACCCCGUGUUCAUCGUGACGGGCAGGCGAGAAGAUGUGGAAAUGGCCAAGCGAGAGAUCAUUUCUGCAGCCGAGCACUUCUCCAUGAUACGUGCCUCGCGCUGUAAAGCGGGCGGAAGUGGUCCCAGUUCGGGCGGAUCUCUCCCCGGACCUCCAAACCUGCCGGGCCAGACCACCAUCCAGGUGCGAGUUCCGUAUAGAGUUGUCGGGCUGGUGGUGGGUCCCAAGGGAGCCACUAUCAAGCGCAUCCAGCAGCAGACGCACACCUACAUCGUCACGCCAAGCCGUGAGAAAGACCCUGUGUUUGAGGUGACCGGCAUGCCUGAGAACGUGGACCGCGCCCGAGAGGAGAUAGAAACGCACAUCACACUCCGCACGGGUGCCUUCGUGGAUCUCCAAGGCGACAACGACUUCCACAACAACGGCACUGAUGUCAGCCUAGAGGGCCUGGGAUCGCUGGGUCUGGGCGGCACACUGUGGUCUCGUGCCAGCCACUCCGCACCUCCUCCUCCUGCCACCCACCACCACUCCACCCGUAAGAUGUCAUCAGCGUCCUACUCUAACGGCACGCUGAGUUCAGAAACAUUCUCUGCGUCGCGGCGAGCGACAGAUGGCGGGAGUCCCACCAGCCCUUUCAGCACUAGCAGUGCCGGUGGCAGUUUCUCGUUUGGGGGAGACUCCACCCCAGGCCUCCCCGGUACCUCUGAAGACCUCGGCUUUGAGUUAACCGGCGGUAACAUCUGGGCUCCCUUUGUAAAUGGUGGCAAGCAGCAGCCUCAGCUUCGGCGUAACAGCAGUGGCCUCAGCGGGGGCGCUGUGACCCCGCGCCUGUCACCCACCCUGCCCUCCGACGUGUCCGUCAUCGAUCACCCGCUGGCACGCCGGGUGCAGAGCGACCCCCUCAGCGCCCUCUCCUGGCUGCAGGCGGGCGGUGGCUCCUUCUCAGGCGGCAGUAGCAGCAGCGGCGGAAGCUCGACCGGUUACUCAUCCUGCUCGGCCUCAUCGCUGCCUGGUGGAUCACCCACUGACUCCGAGGGAGGAGGCAGUGGCGUGGCCAUGGCGUCUUCCGUGCUGGGCCGGCUGAAAGCGGGUGUGGUGCCCUGCGGAAGCAGGGACUGUUUCGUGUGCUGCGAGAGCGAGGUGACUGCCGCAUUGGUUCCCUGCGGGCACAACCUCUUCUGCAUGGAUUGCGCCGGUCAGAUAUGCCAGUCACAAGAGGCCGAGUGUCCCGUGUGCCGCACCCCUGCCACGCAGUGCAUCCGAAUCUUCUCUUAAUGCCCCUGUUAAAGACUGUCUUCAUAGGAUUGACAGUGGUUAUUAGAUGACACUAUUCUGAUUUAUUGACUAUUAUAAUAAUAAUAAUAAUAACAACUCUGAAAGUAAUGAUGUUACUAGCGACUCAAGUACUUUUUUCUUGGAACUGAGGAUCAAACAGUGUCUUAUCUUUGGCCCUUCACCUUCAUUUGCUCGAGCUGUUCAACGGUUAUUUCUCCAUGAUGCUUCCAGGUGACCUUGACCGGGUUUGUUUUGCCUGCAACUCUUUCUACUCGCAGAGAUUUUACACUCGCGUAAGACUGCACUUUUUUUCUAAUGUCUUGUUUCGUUAGAAGGUUGGUGAUGCAGUUGUUUUUUUAAAUUAUUUUUUAUAAAAUCUUGUGUUGCCGUUUUGCCUUUUUAACCUUUUUUUAAUGCGGUCGGCUUUGUGCAGCACGCCCGCGACAAUGACGCAAGAACCUGCACACUCGUAGACCAAAACAUUAGAGAUGUUCAUGUUUUUUUAUCAAUGAAGAAAGGAACACUUAAUAUUUAUACGCGUUAAGAGUCGAUUACCAAUGUUAUAGUUAUUGUUGAAUCUAAAAUAGAUAGAAUAGUACAUGUUAGGAAUAUCGUUGCCAUGCUAUAGGAGAUCUCUCACACUACCUUAUAAACUCCAUACUCUCAUACACCAGUAGAUGAAGUCAGAGUUUGUUUUUAAGAAGACGAUGAUGUGGACUCUUGAUGUUUGUUCAUUCCUACGGUCUUCACUCCUGAAACAGGGUUGUUAGUAUUUCAAAUGGCGACAUCUUUAUCUGUUACGAUUUUACUGUUAAGAGACUUUUGUUGUCGUUGUGGUAAGACUGAAUGUGGGCAGCACAGGUGUUGACUCCGCCCCCUCAUUGAACCACAUGACUUAUACUGAAUUAUAACGUAGGUCUUUAUAACUUGACAUGAAUGUUCUCUUCGUCGUGGAUGUGUGUGUGUGUUUGUUUUUAAAUGGACUGUUGUAGAGCCAUCCCAAUCGUGCACUGCGACACAUUGAAAUGUUCUUUUGAUCCCUGAGCAGAGUAAAGUCUUCCGGCUCCCUCGCCGAGAGCAUGUCAUCCUGAGGUUAAUCUUUUGCGUUUUCAUCCCGCGGCGUUCGCACUUAGAUUCAUAAUUCCCUUAAGCUGCAUGUGAACGUGCAAAUCAAAUCUGUAGCCCCUUCGAAAGGUUGUGACGAACAAGCCAUGAAUCGAUCACACUUUAAAGGGCUUCCGGUAAUAUCAAUACACUACACUUCAGGUCGUGUCCUAUGAUAAACGCGAUCUAUCCGUAUGGCAGCUAUAUCAUCCAGGGGUUCCAUACGUUUAGUGAUGACGAGUCAUUUUAUUGGCAGUCAAAUCUUCCAUGUCGACAGCCAGCCAGUAAGACGAAAGGGACUUUCUACCACAUGUUGAAGGGAGGCUUUUCUCUAUAACCUGUUUUGCAUGAUUUGUACAUAUCGGCGGUGUCAUUUUUUUUAAGGUAAGGGAUCACGUGACUUUUGUGUUACCGAACAUUACGGAUAGUGCCAUCAGAUGUGAAAGUAGUAAACGGUGCCUUGGUGUAAGAGGUCAAUACUGACUCGUCUGUUGAAUAAAGAAUCUGAAGAUUGUUUCAGGAACUUCCCCCUUCACGUUCUCAUUUCAGUGGUUUUCCAAAUGCAGAGAUGACGCUUCAGAUGUGUGGAGGAGGCCAUCGUCUUCAAAGAGCCAUGUAGUAUCUGAGCCACCAUUGGUUUUUUCUUAACAUUUGCUGGUCUGAUGAUGUUUGUUCUUAGUUAGGUUUGAGGUUUGGAGGGAAUCGUCUGGUGAGGUGUGUAGUUUAACUGGUUUAAAGGUACAGAAAGUAGCUUAAAGUCUGUAGUUUUCUGUUCUCGUGUCUGUGGCGUGUUUGGGCAUCUCGAUCGGGCGAUGAAGGUCAUGUGACUCGUGAAGAAUUGGUGGUGGACCUGAAGCUGGAUUGUUUGCCGCCUCGUGGUUUAAAAACAGGGUUUAAUGUGGAUUGAUUUCAGAGAUCUCGGGCAGAUUAGCAUCGGAAAGACAUCAAACGCUGUUUUCCCAUGAAUCACUUUUGCCAAAAUUUUGCUCCACUUUGUUUUUGCUUUAACUUCUUUUUUUCAUACGCAGAACGAAAAGUUGUUUCCAUAACAGAACUUCAGGCCUAAUUGUAAAUAUCCAGAAUACAAUCGUUAGGAUUCGUUUUUAAAAAGGACAAAACUGAAAAAGGUUAAUGUAGUUUUUAAACCAUGUAUCUUGAUUUGUAACUUAAACUCUCUGCAUGUCUUGAAGCCAUCAGGCAUUAGCUAAACAUUUUCUAAAAAUGAAAAGACAAAAAAGAAAACUUUUUUACACAUUUUAUUUUUACAAGUUAUUUGCUUACCUUAACAUAAAUAUCCCAGAUUAUAAUGUGACCCUUUUUUUACGACAAAUUUGUCUUUAUUUUCCAUAUUUCUGUUUCCUGUGUACAACAUAUAGGCAAUUUAUAACAAAAUGAGAAAAAAUUAUUGAAGAAAUUUAAAAUUGAAAUAUAUUUUAUUUGAAAGUUUAUGGACCUUUUAACCGUGAGCUGGAACACUUGUAUACGCAUAUGAUUUGAGCUGACUUUACGGUUAUGAGAAAUGUAUCGAGAGUUUUAUUUUUUAUGCUUCUUUAAUAAAAUCUCGUUUUUUGUUUUGUUUUUGUACUGUAAAACAAUA